GAUAUUCCAAAAUACCAUACAAACAAAUUGUAUUUCCCUCUUCUAAUUAAAUACCAUGAGUAAUUGGAAUAACGUCGCUGUAGUUGACUACAAUGGCCGUGUGGCGGAGCCAUCGGUGCACCUACUGUGAAUUUGGCAAAUGUACCAUAAAAACAACAAAAUAAAAACAAUUUAAUAAACAAAGAAGUCUAAUUUUCAAUGAUCCAAGUUCGGCCAUGCAAGUGGACGAUUUACUGCUCUCGAUCGACCCGAAUGUCGACUACACGAAGAUUCAACCGGUACAACAAAAAAAUACUGUUUCGUUUGUAAAUCAGUUCACAAUGCGGACCGUUCAGUUUUUGAAUCGGUUCGCGCAGACUUGUGAAUCCAGGUUCAUGGAUUUCGAAUACAAGCUCCAAAAGGUGGAAGCUUCGCUUUUAAUUCUCGAAUCUCAGUUGUCAUCAAUAUCAGGACUAGAAAAUGAAUCUAAAAUACAAAAAGAUGAUCCAGUGUUGAAGCAGUUGCCUGAAUUAGAACCCGAGGAAAAACAAGAUAACCAACAAGGUAUAUUGGAGGAAGUAAAAACUGAAAUUGUUCAAGUUGAUGGAAUUAAAGCUUGUGAAGACCCAAGAUACAAGAAGUUUUUUAAGAUGGUACAAUUUGGUGUGCCAGAACCAGCUGUUAAAUUGAAAAUGAAAAAUGAAGGGAUUGAUCCUAGUAUAUUGGAUAAACCCAAUGAUGUGAUACCAGGAGUGCCUGAACCUGAAAAUUGUGCUGAAUCUGAUGAUAGUUCAGAUUAAUAUUUUUGUAUUAUACAACAAAUUAUUAAAUAUUUAAGUAAGUUUAGAUAUUGGAUGCUUUAAGACUGUAUUAUUGUAAAACAGAAAUAAACAAGUUUAAAGUAAA
Molecule: messenger RNA, 885 nt
Organism: Aethina tumida (small hive beetle)
Lineage: Eukaryota; Metazoa; Arthropoda; Insecta; Coleoptera; Nitidulidae
Gene: CCDC53
Product: WASH complex subunit 3
Exons: 4
Coding region: 216-779 (187 amino acids)
Biological process (GO): actin filament polymerization; exocytosis
Cellular component (GO): WASH complex
Source: RefSeq, a predicted model, not a curated record